Messenger RNA from Anopheles maculipalpis, 996 nucleotides. RefSeq lists its product as uncharacterized. The coding region runs from base 1 to 996 and encodes 331 amino acids. The record is from RefSeq and is a predicted model, not a curated record. Lineage: Eukaryota; Metazoa; Arthropoda; Insecta; Diptera; Culicidae. The transcript is spliced from 3 exons.
AUGCCGCUCCCAACACUCAACCGCCGGCAAUCCAGUGCAAGUCAGCAGAGGCGGCGGCAUCUGCUGCUACCACUGUUGGCCACUGUCCUCGCGCUAGCCGGUCUUGCGACAUGCGCACCCACCAAGCGUAACACGUCGCUGUACACGUUCAACGUAACGCUCGAGUUGAGUAAGGCGAGCACUAUCUGGAAGGAACCGUGCGGUCAGAACGGUCAGGGUAAGGUCAGCGUGUCUUUCGGGGCCAGCUUCAACAAGAGCAUCAAAUAUCGUAACAUGGAAAGCCAGAUUCACCUGACGUUGCUCGAUCUGAACAAUUGGCGGCAUCUGCCCGAUAGCAACAACACCGGCACGAACUGGAACACCAACGCUCUCAAGCGCCAGUUUAAAUUCCUGCAACCAUUUCUGAAAAAUGAAUCCAGCUGGGAGCGACGGUUGUCGGUGUACUGGGCUUACCUGAAGAUGGUACGCCUGUUUCACGAACAAAACUCCGCCACUACCAACAUCAACCAGAAGGAGGCGGAUGCACUCGAGCGGGUCAACGAGGCAAGCCGGCAGCUACUGUGCAUGGUGCAGGAGUACCGGGUGGUGACCAAGCUCCAAAACAAGCUCAUCGAUGCCGAACAAAUGGAGCGAAAGAUCAAGUUUAACAUACAGGACGCGAGUGAGAUCAACAUUAACCUGUGGUACUAUAUGUGUCGGUUAGAGUGCUUCCUGACCCACAUGCGCAAACAUCUGCACCAGCUGAGGGUAAAGGGUAAACGGCCGCGCAAACAGAUCCGGAUGCGGUGCAAAUCCUGCCCGUACUGCAGCAAGCGCAACGAGGAGGACGACACAGCGAAAGCACCCAAGAAGAAGCACCGAAAGCAGCAGCAGCAGCAGCAACAUCAACCACCAAGAAAGCACAAUCGAGAUGACUGCGACCAGGAGAAGCACAAGCCAAACCGACAACCGAAAGGACGCAAGGGUAGUGUCCGAACGACGAGCAAACACGCGUGA